UUAGAAGUUGUUGAAUGUGACAAAUGCGUUAACGUUAAGUUACCUUACUUAGUUCAUCUUACAGCAGUGUAACGUUAUCAGCGGGUUUCCUGGAUGAACUACAUUACCCAUAAUGCAUGUUUGCCCGGGACAUUGACGGUUGAGGAAGGUCCAUGAGUUUUGAAUUCUCUGGCGGAGUCCGAAAGCAUAACGUUAUCCCUGAUUCCCGCCGUUUUCUUUCGCUCGUUGUUUUCGCUGUUCGUCGUUAAUGCAUGCUCAAGUGUGUGGUUGUGAGAUCUUCUCGAAAUAAUUUUGACAGUUCAGAUAUCGGACUACAAAGAGUGCUACAGAGAGUCAGUGUUUCACUAUCAGACAGGUGCCAAAAGAGCUAAAUGACAAAACACCUCUCUGCGCUUACAACAUUGAUGGACGAUUGCUCCUGACACCCAGACGUUUCAUAUUAUUGAACUGAAGAUUGGUUGAAGCAGGUAAACAGAUGACUGCAACAUUCUCUUGGAGCUGUGCGGACCAGUGGCUCCAUGUAUAAACUGCCCCACUACAGCAGCUGGGCUUCCAUACAUCCCUUCGUUCAAGUGGUGUCCCAGUAUUUGUGUUGACCAGGUGAGUAUGUGGACAUGUGUAUGUCACCUUCACUCUCCAUGAAAAUUUCCGUGUUUUUGUCUUAGGAACCAAAAGAUGGCUGCUGCCCAGAAGCAUGUGCUCCGUGUAGUGUAUGUUGCACGAGACACCGCCCUGAAGCUUACUCUACUCGAGCGACCAAAGUCAGUGGAGGAGCUGAAAGAAAUAAUGCAAGAGAGGUUCAAGCCGAGACUGGAUGGGGACUUUAGCCUGCACUAUGAGGAUCCGGACUUUGAUGGUGAUCUUUGUCUUCUUGUGGACAUCCAGGAGUUACCAGAGAAGGGCACAUUGAGAGUCAUCAGGCCUGAAGGUGACACCUCAUCUACUGCAUCUUCUGACACAGACUUACUCCCAUGUGUAUCUGCGUUACAGCGCCAAAAGAGUUGGCCUGAUCACUUUGUUGUUCCUGGUUUUGAUUAUGAAAUGGAGCAUAUACUAGAAGAAGGAAAUCGUGUUUAUGAAGAAUCAGGAAAAUUGCUGAAGUUAAAGAGGUCACAGAAGAGUGAAAUCCUUAAAAAAAUGGCAGAAAUGAUCUACAGUUUUAAACCAUACCCACAUGAAAAGGAAUUGGCAAUUGCUGCUAAAGCUUUGAUUACAGCUCAUCCAUGUCUCAGAAUGACGGCUGGUGAAGACGCAGAGUUGGGAUGGAAACGUCACAUAGGGUACAAGGUUGCGUCUUACCGUAACAAUCUGGCCAAAGUUGGGGUUGCAGAAGUAGCCAUCAACACAGGGAGGCGGAGCCGAAACAACCCCAACAAUGAUCACCCCCAUCAAAAUAUAAAGAAAGCUCGAAAAGCUGAGGUCAACUACAUCAUCAACCUACCAAAGGAUCAAACCCCAGCCACUCUGGAAACAAUGAGAGUAGAAAUCAUACAUGAAGUUGAAAAGACUGAGAGAAACCAAUUAGUCAUAGGCAAGCUCAUGAACACAACCUAUGCCCUUCGUCGCCAAGAAAUCGUUGGAGCUCUUGUAGCUCCACGGGUGAGAGACAUCGUGGAUAGAUGGCCAGCCCUACUUAUGGAGUCACAGGUGUUUGCAGAGUUCCACCGAAUCAACAAUGUUAACCUGCGCAAUCAAUUCUACAAGGAGCUGGACAGACACAUGCCUAAACUCAUUACCUUGUUCAGAGACAAGGCCACCAAGACUGGCAAGAUAGCGGAGGAGCUAGCCAAGCUCAUGAUGAUUUAUGACCUUCAGGAACAACGUAAUGUAAAUAUAAGACGGGCACUCGUCCUUCGUGCUCUUCCUGUGUACCUGCGUGAAGAUGCCUUCAAGUUCUUUAGGACCUGUAAUUCAGCAGAUUGUCCAGACCUCACUGACACUCCGGUGGCUCUCCUGACAGUCGUCACGGAUGACACUAUUGAUGCGGCCCUCUUCAGCCCUGAGAGCAUCUGUAUCGUCGUGGAGGAUGAAAUACUUGUGAGUGGUCCCACGACUCUGGCUGACUCAUUUCUCCUGCUCUUUGGGUAUGUCUAUGCACUAGACCUACAGUACCCAAAGAAUCUUGAACUUACAUUCACAUUUAUCCAAAAAGUUGUGAUGUGUCUUGAGGACAACAAACCACUGAAAGGGCGUCUUCUGACGCUGAAGAAUGAUUUGUUUAAAUGAGUGAAUCACUCAGGAUGGAUUAUUUGAGUUGAGUUGAGUACUGAGAAAGUCCCUCCCUUUUUACAAAUGUAAUAAUUUGCCUGUUCUACCUCAGAUUUAAGAUCUGACACUGUUUGCCUCUUCUACCUCAGAUUUAAGGUCUGACACUGUUUGCCUCUUCUACCUCAGAUUUAAGGUCUGACACUGUUUGCCUGUUCUAACUCAGAUUUAAGAUCUGACACUGUUUGCCUCUUCUACCUCAGAUUUAAUACAUUGAUUGCCUAUACCUUGAUGCACUAACUUGAUGUUGCCAGUUGAAGUACAACCAGUACUUUAUUUGAAUGUUUUAUUAUUGACACAUAUUGUACUUUAAAAAACAUUUUGUUUUUAUGGGGUCAUUUUCUUUUUGUUUUAAUUUCACAAGCACUUUUUGACUCCUGCUCCUUUGAUUCAUGCCUUUUAAAAAGCGCAUUGUAUUAAAUAAAAAAAGUUGUUAAAUUGCCACUGUGGUGUCACUUUCAUGGUUUCUAACAUUAUUAGCUGAUUGUGUAGUGGGCCGACAUCAGUAUUUCAGUUUAGAAUUAAUUUUGAGUGCAUCACCCACAUUAAGAGUUAAAAUUUAUUGAAAAUUUUGAAUGUAUUUCCCAAAUUA
Cyprinus carpio (common carp) is the source of this 2857-nucleotide messenger RNA. RefSeq lists its product as uncharacterized. The record is from RefSeq and is a predicted model, not a curated record. The coding region runs from base 676 to 2226 and encodes 516 amino acids. The transcript is spliced from 8 exons. NCBI's taxonomy places the organism in Eukaryota, Metazoa, Chordata, Actinopteri, Cypriniformes, Cyprinidae.